Molecule: messenger RNA, 2529 nt
Organism: Centropristis striata (black sea bass)
Lineage: Eukaryota; Metazoa; Chordata; Actinopteri; Perciformes; Serranidae
Gene: tmem106ba
Product: transmembrane protein 106Ba
Exons: 8
Coding region: 107-889 (260 amino acids)
Source: RefSeq, a predicted model, not a curated record
CGUGCCCGUCGGCUUUAUUCUGCACUGGUGUGGAGUGAACCACAACAAACCGCGACGAUACAACGAAUGUCAAACAAGUAAAACACAAAAACAGAUAGCUGCAGCCAUGGGCAAGUUCCAUUCACACUUGGCCAACCCUAAAGACGAGAGUCAGGACGCGCUGACGGCUUCCGGGGAGUACAGAGACGGCGAGGAGGAUGGAAAGAAUGGGGACGUGUCACAGUUCCCCUACGUGGAGUUCACUGGACGGGACAGCGUCACUUGCCCGACAUGUCAGGGCACUGGCAGAAUACCACGAGGACAAGAGAAUCAGCUUGUGGCUCUGAUUCCAUACAGCGACCAAAGGCUCAGGCCGAGCAGGACAAAGCUGUAUGUCACGAUAUCAGUGGCCCUUUGCCUGCUGCUGUCUGGCUUGGCUGUGUUCUUCUUAUUUCCUCGCUCCAUUGAUGUCUCCUAUGUGGGAGUAAAGUCCGCCUACGUCUCCUAUGACCUGGACAAACGGACUGUCUAUCUCAACGUCACAAGCACUCUGAACAUCACCAAUAACAACUACUACACCGUAUCUGUGACCAACAUCACAGCCCAAGUGCAGUUCUCCAAGACGGUGAUCGGCAAGGCCAAGUUUAACAACAGCUCUGUGAUCAUGCCGCUGGAUGAACGGCAGAUUGACUACACAGUCCCUACCACCAUUGCUGAUGAGAUGAGUUAUAUGUUUGACUACUGCACCUUGCCGACGAUUAAAGUCCACAACAUAGUGGUCAUGAUGCAGGUGACUGUGACCACAUCGUACUUCGGCCACGCGGAGCAGGUCUCCCAGGAGAUGUACCAGUAUGUGGACUGUGGAGGGAACACCACCUCCUUGCAUGGACAUGUGCAGGUCUACCAAUAAAGCAAGCAAGAAAGCCAGACGUCAGAUACUGCUGUGACUGAGGGUCUCACAGGGAGAACUGGGAUGACUUCCACGAAGGAAAUCUCUGAGUAUUGUACAGGGUAGGGCUGAACAAUGAAUUGGAAAUGUAUCAAAAUUGCAGUAUCAAAAUCACAGGAUGUGCAUAAUUAGUGUCAAAUUAUGAAUCAAGAUCCCUUCAAAAAUCACAAAAAUUAUAGUAAUGAAAUGAUAAUCCCCUCCAAUACUGUGAAUCAUAUCCCAAUUGCAAUACCAGCCAAAAAAUAAUCGCAAUUAGAUUUUAUUCCAACUCGUUUAGCCCUAGGACAGAGAUAACUUUUCUUUAACUAGUCUGUGGCUCAUCCAUUCUUUAAUUCCCAACCACUUUCCUUCCUUCUACCAGCUAUCACUGUUUGGUUCUUGUCAAACAGGCAGAGCCAGCAUUUCUGAAGGAAAUGUCUCAAGGUUUGUUGUCAUUGUUCACCCUGGUGCCAACAAAAUAUAAUAAUUUAACAUUCACGUUAAUGGUAGACAUUCCCAUCGUGUUUACACUGUCACUCCUCAAUAAUUAAAUUACUGGAAGCGGUAGUUUCAGAUAUAAUGCACUUUAACCCUAUCGUUAUCUACAGGUAUUAAUACGAAUGUUGUAAGACUGCCCCCUACUACUCCAUACCACUUUUAAUGAAAAAAUACAACUAAAGUUCAAGAGUGAAAACCACUGAGCUGUUCCUAACCACCUCUGUCAGCCCGCUUUCCUUUCUCUUUUUACUUUGUUUCAUACAAAUAAUAUUCUUGAUAUUGUGUAGUGCAAUAUAGAUGACGUAUUGUCUUAUGUCAUUCGUUUUUUUUGAGGGGGGCUAUAUUUUGGCUCAGAGUUCUUUAUUUUUAGCUUGAGUGAAAGUAGUUAAGGUUUUUCUUAUGUUAAGCUGUCAUUCACCUGAGUGAUUUAAAAGCAAACUUGACUACUGUGAAGAGGUUACAUAAUAACUUUGUAAGGGAAAAUAUUUUUAAUUCCGUAACAAAUGUGGGAGCGUUACAGUCGGGUAUAAAAUAGAGCAAUGCGUUAAUGUAAAUGUUGAAUUUGUACUUCCUGGCUUGCUUCAAAACAUGUUAUAUUAAGAAUCAUUUCUGGUGUGGGAGCACUUCCUUCCCUUUUAAUGAGAUUGUGGGCUAUGGUGUAAUUCGCAAUGAUGUGUUUGCUAUUUUAAUCCACUUUGCAUAUUUCGUAUUAUGAGUUGACUGCUGUUGCUAUUCUUGGUUUUUGAAAUCACUAUGACUUCCUUCUGUCGCGUUUAUAUUAUGUGAUAUUAUUUUGGAUUGGCUUUUUCAAGUACAUGAUGUAAUUACUGGAUGACAGAAGAUGCUGAUGACACAUAAGAGCCCAAAAUAUGAAUCAUAUCAAAGUGUCUGAUCUUAGCUCAUUUGUAAACGUAAAAUAAAAAUGCCAUUUUUGCAAUGUUUUUCUUUCCAUUACUACAAUUUCUACACAGUCAUCAUAAGAAAACUGUAACCCAGAACCAACCCUUCUUCAUAAUUGAUGACAGGCCGUGUAGAUGUGAAUACCUCUCCGUUACUGCCUCUACACAGUGGUUUUAUGUUUUUCAUGCAUGAAGCUGAAAAUAAAAUCAUGACUUAUUUUGAAA